Messenger RNA from Protomyces lactucae-debilis, 657 nucleotides. RefSeq lists its product as uncharacterized. Gene Ontology annotation, molecular function: oxidoreductase activity. NCBI's taxonomy places the organism in Eukaryota, Fungi, Ascomycota, Taphrinomycetes, Taphrinales, Protomycetaceae. The record is from RefSeq and is a predicted model, not a curated record. The transcript has a single exon. The coding region runs from base 1 to 657 and encodes 218 amino acids.
AUGCGUCCUGUGGCGAGUAUCAGCGUGUGUGAUCCGUCCCUCAACAUUCAACGUCCAUAUACCGUGCUUUCACAUGACGCAGAGCAAGGUAUCCUCAGUAUUCUGGUGAAGCGAUAUGACGAUGGCGACAUGUCUCGCUUCAUUCAUGGAAAGCGCGUGGGUGGCACCUUACAACUUCGGGCUCAUCCAUCGGCAUACAUCAUGCCUGACUAUCAAGCUAGAGGGAUCCAACAAGUCAUGUGUGUGGUGGGUGGUACGGGCGUCGUGGUUGCUAUUCAACUGGCAGAGGCGCUGCUGAAACAGGCAGACACGAUGCCACGGGUGGGAAUCGUGUAUGCGAGUCGAUGUCGUCAAGAGCGUGUCUUGCAGGACAGACUCGAUGCGAUUGUUGAGCAGAGCAAUGGACACGUCACAGUUCGGUAUGUGGAGGAUGACACGGAAGGCUUCGUCUCACAAAAACACCUUCAGGACGCACUUGGACUGAAAUCAGGUUGGUUCAAGCAACCGACAGCAGACGGGAAUACAACACACGUCAUUGUCUGCGGCAGUGAUGGAUUCGUGGCACAUAUCGCUGGAUACAAACCCGAGCGGGGACAAGGCGAGGUGGGUGGACUCUUGGCACAGAUGCACCUCACACAAUCUGUUUGGAAGUUGUAG